Aspergillus saccharolyticus JOP 1030-1 is the source of this 849-nucleotide messenger RNA. Its product is annotated as kinase-like protein. NCBI's taxonomy places the organism in Eukaryota, Fungi, Ascomycota, Eurotiomycetes, Eurotiales, Aspergillaceae. Gene Ontology annotation, molecular function: protein kinase activity; ATP binding. The record is from RefSeq and is a predicted model, not a curated record. Gene Ontology annotation, biological process: protein phosphorylation. The transcript has 4 exons. The coding region runs from base 1 to 849 and encodes 282 amino acids.
AUGAACAAGGUUGCCACAAAAGACUCAGACAAGAGCCGCUUGUCUACAUUUCCGCGGACAAAAACAGGGCAACAGAUUCUAACAAAGAGAAAAGAAUCACAGGAGCCCUCAGCAGGAUUGCAAAAGGAAACAGCAGAUCCAUGGGAACGUUAUGAGAAGUGCUUCAAAUUACAUCAGGCUGGUGAGGGAUAUCUUGUCUUUGCUAAGAAUGCCACCUUCAAAGAGGCUAUAAUGAAAAGGACAGAGAUCUCUAGCAUAGACGUGGUCUCAGACCUUACUGCCGCAAGUCAUAAGAAUCUUGUGCAAUUGUACGAGGUCUUAUAUCGAGAAGGCACAUUGUUCCUCUUCUACGAAGUUAUGGACGUAUCCCUAAAUCAGGUUUUUGCAACCCCUCUUGGGCGAAUGAGACUUUACGAAGUGGCAGCGUUCUCUCAUGAUAUACUUUUGGGCCUGAACUAUAUACACCAAAUACAUCGAAUCAGUCAUGGAAACAUCAAUUCGAAUAGUAUUUUGUUGGCAACUAAUGGUUCAGUCAAAAUCGCCAAUUUCGGUGAGAGUAAACUACAUAGUCAAGACCUAGAGUCACAUCAGGAUGAUAUCCGAUCAAUCGGAACAAUGAUAAUCGAGUGCCUAGAGCCCCAAACUUUUCUUCAAAAGGAGGAUUGCUUGAGGUCGAAGACAUGGGAUCCAAAGUUGAUCAACUUUAUUGAGGCAACCAAGCAAAGGAGUGCACAGUAUCUCUUGAAGGAUGACUUCCUUCAACUCUCCCCCGGGUCGCCAUGUCUGAAACCGUACAUUCGACUGGCGCGAGAGUUGGCUAACAAUCAAGUCGAGCUCCAAAGAGAUUAA